Kockovaella imperatae is the source of this 2353-nucleotide messenger RNA. RefSeq lists its product as hypothetical. The coding region runs from base 28 to 2127 and encodes 699 amino acids. Gene Ontology annotation, biological process: DNA-templated transcription; regulation of DNA-templated transcription. The transcript is spliced from 13 exons. Gene Ontology annotation, molecular function: zinc ion binding; DNA binding; DNA-binding transcription factor activity, RNA polymerase II-specific. Lineage: Eukaryota; Fungi; Basidiomycota; Tremellomycetes; Tremellales; Cuniculitremaceae. The record is from RefSeq and is a predicted model, not a curated record.
GAGAUCCCCCUUUUCUAGAUCUAAUCAAUGAUCGGUAUGGCAUCGGCCUCGCCACACUUUGAUGGCGACUCCGCUGAACUUGGGCCAAUAGCGUCUUCAAGUCUAGCGUCUUCAAGUCAUGCUGAAAGCUCUGGACGUGCCGCAGCAGCAUGCAAAGCUUGUCGAGAUCGGAAAAUCCGCUGUUCAGGAGAAAAGCCUACUUGUCAGAAUUGUCAGAAAAAGGUUCGAACCUGUGUCUACUUGGCUAGAGUGCCGAAGAAGAGGCGGGAAUUCUUCACUAGGCCUCGAAGAGCCUCUACGAGUCAUGAGGAGCGGCCUCCGAUACCUGCUGGAUCAUCUGCUCCGAGUCAGGUCCAGGACACCCCAUCCACAACGGCGGACGAUUCUCGUCGGGAGUCCGGUAUGUCCUUUGACGAGCCGUUCUUAGAUACUGGACAAUCCUCUCAGCUGCUUGCUCAACCGACUGCUGUACGGAGGAACGAUGAUAUCUUCAAUCUCUUACUUGGCUUGGGCAAUAUCGGCAAUAAUGGUUCGCAGGUUGAAGACCCAUUCGCUUUCGUCAACCUGUCUACGCCCAAAGCCUGGUUGGAACAGCUUGGAGGUGCGGAUAGCUCGGCCAUGGCAUUCGGACCGUCACCUCCUUCUGAUCAAUCAGUCAUUCCAAAUGGCUUGAAUGGGCAAUUCCUCACGUCUGAUCCAGUAAUGACCCUUCGGAGGCAGGUGUCAAGGUUGAAGCGGUUGCAGGUGCCUUUCUUUAGAUUCUUUGGUCCGACAGCCAUUUUACCUGGGUACAAACAAGUCACCAGCGUCAUCUCACGCGCACCCUCUCCGUUGCAAGAUAUCCCCGCCACCCCGCCCGUCUUUGCUACCUUUUCACCUGCUCCGUAUGAAGAUCACCCCAGUAACGAAGCCAUGAACCAUCUCAUUCCCCUCUUUAUCUCCCACUUCAACUACUUUUUCUCCUUCAUAAAUCUGCGAGCGGACAUCGAUGACCCGUCACGGUACUCUCUAUCGCCAGCAUUGACUAACAUUGUCUGUGCACUCGCCGCAAGGUUUUCCCCGAUGUUCGAGAACAACGCGGACAAUGCUCUGCGGGAGGGGUCAAGAGCCUGGGCAGAAAAGGCCAAGUCCCUAGUAUCAAGAGAUCUGGCAAUCUCCACCACGGACCUGAUGGACAGUUUGAUCCUCUUGAGCUGGUACGAGUUCGGAGGCGAUCGUGAUGGGGGACUUUGGAUGUACUCUGGCAUGGCUUUUCGGAUGGGACAAGAUCUAGGUCUCGAAACGAUCGGCAAGGAAGGGGGAGCUUUGAUCUCGGGUACGACCGUACACGAUCGUGAUAUGGCCAGCUCAAGGCGUCGGCAUUGUUGUCUGAGAGUCAUGGACUCCAUCAUGACUAUCGGUACCGGUCGCCGAGGCAUGUUUCAGGACCGGAAAUGGACUGUUCCAAACCUACCGAGCGUUAUGACCCAUACGGGGCAACAUCUCCCUGAUCCGUUCGAGCACGUUACUCAGAUAUUCGUCUACGUCGAUCAAAUCGCUCACAUCCUCGUCAACGUAUCCCUAGAUCAAGCGGAUAAAGAAUUGGCGCAACUCCAGAAUGAUUUGACGGCAUUCUAUUCCACGUUGCCGGAGGAUCUCAAGUUCAGUACGCUGACUUUCCAAUCUUUUGCCAAUGCAGGUCAGGGUGGCGCAUUUGUGCUAUUACAUACAUGGUUUCAUGCCCUGGUUCUAUUAUCAUAUCUACCUCUGCCUUUACUGUCUUCCUCGGAUCUGAGUAGACACGCCAAGAUGGAUGAUGCGGGACGAGAACUGGCAGUCAGCUCUGCUAAAUCCAUUAUGGACAUCGUUGCGUUUGCUGAAAUCAUCGAUAAUCGAGCUGUAACUCAACCAUGGAUAAAUUACCCCCUCUACCUAGCUGCGAGAACAUUUCUGCUCCAGGCUAGGCGAUAUGAGGAUCCAGAAUGCACUUCUGUGGGGAAAGAACACAUGAUUCGAGCCGCUCGACAAGACUUUCAAAAGACCUUGGCCAUGUUGGGCAAGGUCGAGAUCUACUGGACAGGCGUACGAUACAUUCGUCAGAGUCUUGAGCAGAGGGAAAACGAUGCAGAAGUGCCUUCAGGCACUUAAAGACAAGAUUCGCCUCCCUUAUCGACAGCUUCGCUUCUGGCGGAUCUGCUUGGCUCAGAGUCAGCCGAGUUCUCUGAUACUUUGUUGGGACUAGGACUCAGCGGGACCAUUGAUCCAUCACUUGACAACAGCCAAACCCAUGUCAGUGCACCAGAUGGCGCAUAGUCCAGCUAUCAGCUCUGUUUGGCAUGCGAACGAUGACAUGUGACUAUAAUACAAAUCUUGU